Messenger RNA from Cryptotermes secundus, 13095 nucleotides. RefSeq lists its product as uncharacterized. Bases 89 to 2473 code for a protein of 794 amino acids. The transcript has 5 exons. The record is from RefSeq and is a predicted model, not a curated record. NCBI's taxonomy places the organism in Eukaryota, Metazoa, Arthropoda, Insecta, Blattodea, Kalotermitidae. Gene Ontology annotation, molecular function: chromatin binding. Gene Ontology annotation, cellular component: nucleus; chromocenter.
AACCAGCAAAAACGUAGAAAUCGCGAAUCCGCAACCGUUCCAUCUGAGAAGGACAAUCCGUCCACCAGCGCGCUACAAGAACUCACGUAUGACAGUUCGCCUCCGUCCGCGCCAGGUGUUGUGUUCAAAGUGUCGUAGCAUCUGCAACGAGAACUCCGAGAAUGUGGACCUCUCGAGGAAACGCAAGGGAGCGGAGCAGAUGGCGAAGGUGGAGAAAAGGCUCUGUUCCCCCGGCGAAGUGCCGUCGAAAAGCCCUCGACCAUUGUUUUCGGAGAACCAAAGUGACAACCAACCUGUAAAAAGUGCGAGUCCCCCUUCGGAAAAUUCAAAGAUGUGCCCUUCUCUCAUUCCCAAAAUAUCAAGACUGCAACCAACUGAAAUUUCCAAUGCCUUAAGUGGGAAUGUAAACAAAAUAAAAAUUGUAGAAAAAUACUGGAUAAGACCGACCGUAGGCCCUCAGGUAGAUAGUCUCAGGGAAUCGGCCGAAGGGAGCAAAAAAGUAUAUUGUGUUUCCAUGGACCCCAAAAUGCUAGUCGAGGACCGCAAUUGUGACUCUGAUCAUUCCUCUGUACAUAAUGUUGUGAGUGGAAAGACUGAGGAGGAGGAGGAGGAGGGGGAUGAGGAGGAAGAAGAGGAGGAUGUGACGUGGCCGGCUGACAGGGCGUCCUCCAUGCCGGGACUGGUAGACGGCAAGGAACGCAUGGUCCUGCGCAAGAAGCGUAGCGUGGGCUCCAUGGAGGACUUGUGGGACGAGAGUGUGUUUGAGGAUAGCAUGCGAAAGGCCCGCAACGCGCGCACCACCCCUGUCAUCAAGAUAUCUUUCGGAACCCAGGGUGAGGGUACCGUGCUAAAGAUUCCAGCCAAGGUACAGAAGUACAUUCCUAGCGAGAGUGAGACAGAGGACAAGGCAGACCAGCAGAAACAAAAGACGAAGGACGCGAGCGCGAAGGCUGCCAAACGGGCGCUUAAGAAAGCGAAGAAGGAGGCGCGCAGAAAAAUGAUGAGCGCCAGCGGGGCAUCACCGCGGUCCCUGAGCGGGGGAUCCCCGGCCUACGCCCUAGGAGGCACUUCCCCGGCAUAUGAGGCGCUAUACCACCGCAAGCACAAGCACAAAGUAAAGCACAAAAAGAAGCACAAGGAGGAGCGACGCCACAGCAAGGAUGAGGCAGGGGGGACAAUGCUGGUGAAGGGUGUCGGGGACCCAAAGCGUUGGAACAUUCUGGCCCCCAGUGACUCGUAUAGCGCUAUCAAGGAGCGGUGUCUGAAACAGAAGUUGUCUAUCAGCCUCAAGCGCCUCAACGCAAAUGCCUACAUGCGCUGUGACUAUCUGGGCUCAAACGGUUCCAAGAGCCCUGGGACUAGUAGCUGCAGCAACUCUGAGCUAUCCGAUGAUCAUGGUGAGACAGUGCCCGAUUUCCCACCACCAACUAGCCACCCUCUCAUGAUGCGGAUAUCCACCCAGACGGUGGGCUGGUGCAUCACUGGUGAUGGCCGACGGAUGGCCGUGGGAGAUGUCGUCUGGGGAAAGAUCCAUGGCUUCCCCUGGUGGCCAGGAAAAGUAAGGACACUGCCCUUUUUCUUACUACUACAUGGUUAUCUUAGUUAUAUCACAUCUGGAUACCUGUAUUCUCAAGGACGUCCUCCAUGCCGGGACUGGCNGGCAUCACCGCGGUCCCUGAGCGGGGGAUCCCCGGCCUACGCCCUAGGAGGCACUUCCCCGGCCUAUGAGGCGCUAUACCACCGCAAGCACAAGCACAAAGUAAAGCACAAAAAGAAGCACAAGGAGGAGCGACGCCACAGCAAGGAUGAGGCAGGGGGGACAAUGCUGGUGAAGGGUGUCGGGGACCCAAAGCGUUGGAACAUUCUGGCCCCCAGUGACUCGUAUAGCGCUAUCAAGGAGCGGUGUCUGAAACAGAAGUUGUCUAUCAGCCUCAAGCGCCUCAACGCAAAUGCCUACAUGCGCUGUGACUAUCUGGGCUCAAACGGUUCCAAGAGCCCUGGGACUAGUAGCUGCAGCAACUCUGAGCUAUCCGAUGAUCAUGGUGAGACAGUGCCCGAUUUCCCACCACCAACUAGCCACCCUCUCAUGAUGCGGAUAUCCACCCAGACGGUGGGCUGGUGCAUCACUGGUGAUGGCCGACGGAUGGCCGUGGGAGAUGUCGUCUGGGGAAAGAUCCAUGGCUUCCCCUGGUGGCCAGGAAAAGUACUAAGCAUAACAGUAUCUCGGAAGGAUGACGGAGCUUCCCUAGCACCACAGGCUCAUGUGGCCUGGUAUGGCUCAUCUACCUCUUCACUAAUGCCCUGUGAUCAACUUAGUCCGUUUUUAGAGACAUUCAAGACAAGGUACAACAAGAAGAAGCGAGGUCCUUACAAGGAGGCGAUCAGACAAGCAACAAGCGAAGCAAGAAGGGAUGAUAGAACAACACUGCUACCAGUGACAUCUUCUCCUAGGGAAGUGAAUGUAGUGUCAUAGUUAAUCUGAAUAGGGUGCUUGUGCUUUGUGGCACUACAGUGACAUACAUAGAUCUGAAUGGACAUUCACUAUGAGGGCUCCAGUGAAUCAGUUUCACAUUUUCUUCUUCUGCAUUUGUUCAUCAACACCGUGCAUUUGAUUUGGUAACAGAAGUCCAUUCAAGGGAAACCAAUAAUGACCAGUUUUCACAUCUGUAAUAAGUUCUGAUGUGAAGGUCAUAGAAGACACUGUUCACAUGUUUCAUACCAGUUGUUUGAAUACAGAUAAUACUAAGACUUACUGAAACGUUUUGUAUGGUGACAGGGUUGCCACGUUUAUACCAAACCUAGCACAUACUAAGGAUAAAUGUGUCAAAUUAUCUUACUGUUCUAUAUUGAAAGCUGUAAAAAUAUGUUAAUUUUCUAGGUGCCAAACAUUUUACUUUUUCUUUCUGUAAACACCCUAGCAGUGCUGUGCUGCUCCAUACUUGCAGUGAUGUUCCAGUGUAUGAAGAUAUUUUGUUUCAUCAUGCCAUAAAUUUUAUUGUGAGCACAGACUCAGGUGGAGGAGUCGGACAUCCCCCGUAAUGAUUCACCCUAUGAUGGUCACUUCAUGGCUGUUCUGUGUUGGAGCUCACACACAGUCGUUCAUGUCAGUUCAUUCAGCACUGCUACAUGCAGAUGACUUUUGGACAAUACAUUUGUAUUCCUGGCAGGCACUCUGAUUGUGGUUUCAUAAUGUCCAUUUUAUGUGUUAACUUUCAUUGCUGCUGUAUCUUGCUUUCUAUCCUAAAUUUACAGAACAUUAAUAUUUUGACCAUUAUUGCAAGAUUAUCAUUUGUUAAAUGAAUGAUUUCUGUUACAUUGUCUUAUAUUGUUGAUCUGUCACAGAGUGAUGAAACUGAUAUUUGAAAUGCUGGCAGAGCUUGUAGCCUGAAGUGUAUGCAUUUCUUUACAAAGCAAAAUUAUUUCCAUUGUUUCUGCAUCCAAAUUUUUCUGAACGAUUCAGUGUGUCUUACAAAGUGAUUCAAACGUAAACACCACAGUACUUGGCAUACAAUUCAGAACAAAAUUAUGUGAACAUGGAAGUUCUCUGAUAAUGCUAGGGUCUCAUUUCAUCAAGAUUCCAUUUUAGACAGGUUUUAUUAUACUAUCUUCCAUUCUGUAUCUCUAAGUAUAAAGUAAAAAGUAAAGGUAUCGCUGUAACAGGCCCGGGAUGCCCAUAGGGUUGUGAUAUGUUGAGGUUCCCAACUAAUGCAAAUGGGUAGCUAGAUCCAAAACAUAAUUAUAUAUUGUAGCAGGAAAUUUUGUUUUGUCAAGACAUAUGUUUAUGAGCCCCAGAAGACACGAGUCCAAAUUGCUUUAAAGUCUAAGCAUUAAGUCCCAUUAUGAAGUGCAGAAUCUUACCAGAUUGUGUAACCACUAAGCAUAAGCAGGGUAAUGUAAAAGUGUUUGAUCCAUUGUGCUUCUGACUGAAUAUGAACAGUAAACAAUAACACGAAAGUUGACAGUUCUAUAUUUCAAAGUGCAUGGUUUGACCCCUUGUGCAGGAUGCGUCAGAAAGAAUGGUUGGAUUUCAAGCUACCAUUACGCCACAAUGGGAGGAGGCGUAGAGUGGGGGGCCGACUGCCGGGUCGGCGGGAGAACGCAGUUUCAGUUGGUAAAAUGGAGUGAUCGGGUGCACAGCGUGCAUUCAUGAUAGAGACGUUUUUGAAAAAUAGAGUGUCUGUGAUUGCCACUCACUGAGCCUUCCGCACUCAUUUCGAGCUUGGACGUCGCAAUAGGAUCCCUACUCGAAACACAAUUUUGCAGAGGGUGGCUUCAUUUUGUGCCACAGGUUGAAUCUUAAAGAAUAAAUCACCUGGAUGGCCACGGAGUGUUUGUACACCUGCAAAUGUGGAGGCAGUAAGGCAGUCAGUUGUCCAGUCACCUCAACGAUCAGGUCGCAAACAUACUGCUGCUCUGAGAUUAUCUGAUGCUACAGUAAGACACAUGUUGCAUUUAGACCUUAAAUUUCACCCCUACAAAAUGGCAGUUGUGGAAGAACUUCAUGCAGAGAGACUGGGAUAAUUGUGUUAACAGUUGCCAGUGUAUUCUUGUGAGCAUGACCCCUACUGUCAUUCUGUUGACCAGUGACGAAGCCCAUUUCCACCUAUCCAGCUGUGUAGAUACACAGAAUUUCCAGUAUUGGGCAGGAACCAAUCCUAAAAAAACUGCAUGAAAGACCUCUUCACAGUGAGAGAGUAACUGUUUGGUGUGCUGUAGCAGAAUUUGGUGUUUGGGAGCCUUACUUUUUUGAGAAGGAUGGCCAUGCAGUAACUGUUACAAGUGCUCGUUACAUUGAAAUAUUACAAAAUUUCCUGCAACCAAGGCUGAAUGAGCUUGCUGUUGAUGCUGAGGACAUUUGGUUUCAACAAGAUGGGGCCACUGCUCACACUGCGCGACUAACAAUGGGUCUCCUGAGAGGGCUCUUUCUGGGGCACAUCGUCUCGCAUUGCGGUGACAUUCCUUGGCCCGCACAUUUGCCCGAUCUUGCGCCCUGUGAUUUCUUCCUUUGGGGCCAUUUGAAGGCAGAAGUUUAUAAACAUUGACCAUUUGAAGGCAGAAGUUUAUAAACAUUGACCACAUACACUGGAUGAUCUGACAGUGAUUCGAGAAGAAAUCACAGCAGUUCCAUCAGAUAUGGCCGCGAGAGUGAUGAAUAACUUCAGAAAACGCCUCGACGUCUGUAUAAGAAGCCAGGGAUGUUAUAUGGGUGAUAUUGUAUUCCAAAAAUAAACUACAUAUAUUGGCAAAUCUGAUGGUAACAAUAAAAUUUGGAUUUGAUGAAGCCUUACCAGUUUUAUUGCCCUGUGAAUUCCAUCCAUUCUUUCUGACGCACCGUGUAUAUCUGAAUCUGAGGUACAACUGACAUUGUUUUAACCACAAAGAUUUCCAGGAGUCAUUUCCAAUCAUCCAUAUUCCAGAUACUGAACACAGUGACUGGACUGCAUUUCCAGCAUAAGCUCAGGGCUAAAGUUUCAAUUAGGUUUAGUUAUAUGGCAAUACAGAGUUGGAAUGUUGUCAUUGCACACUUGACACAUACUUAUGCAGCUGGAAAAAUACUCGUGCUAGGAUUAAAAUAAAUAAGACAGCACAGUCACUGCUGGCAGUGACAUCUUGCUGUUGAGCUGCAGCACUCCUGAUGAAAAUGUAUAUUAAUUCUGAUUCUUAAGUCCUUAACUUCACCAACUGACCACAGUAUCUGAGUCACUGCCUUUGCAAAAUGUUGGUGGAUUAACACAUUGACUGCCACAGUAUCCUCUAUGCCGAACAAUUUUCCUUCCAAAAAACUGAUUAGCCUUUUGUUUGCUAUAUUAUUUUCAGCAAUUAUUUUACUUCCAUAAUCUGAGGAAUCAUGUAUAAAUUCACUAUUUCUAUCUAAAAAAUGGACAUCUGAAGUGUUUCCUCAUUGGAUUAAAAAAAUAUCCAUAUAGAAGAAAUCAUGCAAGUUUUGUAGACUCUGUAAUAAAUGUAAUAGAUGAAAACAAAUGGGAAAUAUAUGUGCUUAUUUCUGUAAUAAAGCAUGGCCAAAAUAUGAACUAACACAGUUCAAAUGAUCCCAAGACACUGCAGGCAGGCUAGAAAAGUCCUGAAUAAGUGCAGAUUAAGAUGGCAAAAUUUUAAUGAAGUUUACAUGACUACAGCAUAUACUGUUUGGGUGAGCAGUGAAAGGGUUAAGAGAUAAUUCAGUUUCUUUAAUUCUACUUAAACUCUACAUAUCUUCAUACAACUACAAGUACUGAAAAAAAAAAACUCAGUAUUCCAGGAACAAGCAACUUUCAGUAAUGAAAGCAAAUAGUAAUAAUUUAACAUGGAAUGCAACAUCUGUUAAUAUGUUUAUUAGAAUAUUCUCACACACAGAGAUGAGGCCAUCUAGAACUUUCCUGUUUGUGUCAUGUUUCAUUACAGUCUCAAAUCACAAAUGAAUGUGCAUUUUAAUCAUAAUUUUUACUUUUCCCAAUUGAAGUGACUUAUUUUCCGCAGAUCUGACUUUUUGAAUAUGGCAAGGCAGCUAUCCAUCUAGUUUAUUAUAUGAAGGAAAGCAUGCUCUUUCAUUAUCUUAUGUUUGCUAAUUGUGUAUAUGAGACCAAUUGCCUAGGGCUCACCUCUUGGCAAGGGUAGGAAUUUUUCUGUUCACAACCACACUCAGAGCAGCCCUGAAACCCAUCCAGCCUCAUAUCCAGUGAUUACUGGGAGCUCUGGCCUCAGGUUAAACAUCCAUAGCAUGGAGAUUUGUUCCAUAUCUCUUGCACAAUCUCCAUGCUAUAGUGAAUGGUCAUGGGGUAAUUUUUUUUUAUCUUUAACUGGGAUUGUGUAGCAGCAAUCAAAAACAUCUUAAAUAUUGAAGCUCACAGACUGAUUUAUCAUAUGCAACACUUCCCUUGUAUCAACCCUGUUUCUUGGUUCCAUGAAAAUUACAUUAAACCAUUUAAAUUUUUUAAGUAGUUAUAUUUUUUAAGUCAAGUAAUAUAUAUAUAAAAAUGUAGUACCAACACUAUCAUGGCAGUAGAUGUGUUCUGUCUUUGUCAUAUUUGCCUUUUUUUUUAACUCUCUUAUAAUAUGGGUUGCUUGUAAUCCCAGGCAUGUCAACAGAACCAAACAAUGACGUUUUUUCAGUAUAAUGUUUCAGUUUUCCCCAGAAUGAGAGUGUUAACAGUGAUUUUUAGAGUUGUGUGUCUGUAUUUUAAUGACCCAUCUCUCAAGCCCUCAUUAUGUGUCUUGCUGUGGGUUUUGAAUCUCAGUUGCAGAACCGGGUAUAUGGAUAUUAAAUUAUCUCUCUCUUUUUUUUUUUACUGGGGCAGCAGUGCUCGUUUUUCCACACUGGCUAUGUCAGUCCCUUCAUCUUAAAAUAUUUAUAACACAUUUGUUUCUGUCUUUUCUCCAUUGUCUGUGAGUUGUAAUUUUACAUACUGGUACUUACAGACAAACCAGAUCAAAUGUAAGCACUCUUCAGUUCUUAUGGUUCUAAGGCACCAAGGAAUUAUAACUCGGAAAUCUCAUUUGUGAAGGGGUAGGGUGGAUAAAUAUUUAUACAUAUUAAUUGUGAUACUAUAAUGGUGUGUUUGGAAUGUGUGACAUCUCGAAAUAAUCUGUGAUGAAUUGUUUUGAAAUCUUCAUUGUAUUUAGCCAGGGUUUUUUAGUGUUGCAGAGGUCUCACAAGCAAGAAUACACAUCAGUGAUUAUAUAAAGAAGGAAAUUAAUGGUUGUCUGAAUAACAUUUUGAAGGAAUUUUUUUACCACGUCAGUUAAUUUUUCCAGCUAAUUGUAAUAAUAAUUGCUAAACAUUUGUCAUAAAAGUAAUAACAUAUUUUAAUAAGAGUGCAGUAAAACACAAUUAGUAUGAAAUUUGAAAUUUACAGAUACUCAAAUUAAACUCAUGCAUACUGAAAACCCUUUGUACAGGAGUGCAGGUGACCUGAUUGAAAUUAAACAUUUACCUUAUCUAAUGCUCAUGCCUUCAUGGCAUGAUGCCUGGGCACAGCAGUAGCAAUGCCUUUACAGGUGCUUAUAAACAACGACAUUCUGAAUUGUUUAUUCAUGACUCAGGGUCAUCAUAUAGUGCAUUCCAUGUUGAACUGUGGAUGUAAAAGGACAACUUCCAUGAAGUUUUCACAAAUUUUAUAGAGGUCAUGGGGUUACAGCAGUUGUAAGUAAUCUCAUUUCCAUUACUGUGUAAUGAUGCCAUGGUGUGGUGGGCUGGUUUGCCAGCAUUUAAGAGAACCUGGAUGUCUCACUCUUCAAGGCACAGAAUUUUUGACUGUCUCAUGGACCAGAAUUAUAAUUAACAGUGAAAUAAUGAUACACCGCUGUUUGGUCACUUCACCCUGAUGGAAGGAACAGAAUUAUUUAAAUAUGGUCAUAUGUUUAAGUGACAAUAUACAGGUUUGGGAUUGGUAAUUGGAUUUAUUGGACACUUUUUUAGCUUGUGAUUACACUUCACAGAUCAUUAUCACACAUGGGCUAGUGUUAUCAAUCACACUGCUUGCUAACAGUUUCCAACAGUGGAUGUUCCUCUGCUUCCAUGCUCAUGUCCUCACAGGGUGGCAACCAUCUUGCACCAGCCUCAUACUCUGACUGCUGGCUUCAGCUGGUACUUCCUUCAUUUGCUAGCUCCAGGGCUGAACUGAACUGGCUUUCAACUGUCAACCUCCAACUUCACCUGUCAGUUCUUGCCUGGCUCCUGAGCCGACGUACCUGCUUUCCAACCGCUAAAUGAACUCACAACUCCACAUUGAAUCCUUAUGUAGCCUCAGCAUGGGCCACAUAGAGAACAUGGCUUCCAACAGUUCCUCUAUUGUUGCAUGCGCAUGUUGCUUAAUGAUGGAACUGGUAUUUUUGUGUUUACAAAGCUCUUACCUAGCAAUGGCUGUUUCUCUGGUCCCUUAUUCUAGCUGUCAGGCCUCAUGUUACAAUAUUAUUAAACCUGCCCAUUGCCCAAGAAUGUAAAUAUGACUACUUGCCAGUUCUGUUGAAGUUUAAUGAAACUGAUCAAUCAGUAAACAAAUAUGCCACAUAUUACAUUCAGAAUGGUAUCAAUGAAAAACAAUUACACAGUUACAUUAGUAUGGCUUGAAAACUCUUGCAUAUAGAGGAGUAACCUCUCCCAAGGUAUGAGACUUGUCUAUUGUGAAGUGUGUCUUUAAUUCCAUGGCCACUCAACCUGCCCAUGGCAUAGUAGUCACAUGAUUAAUAUAGUAUGAAUGCUAUGUAAGCUGUUGUAAAAUUGUAAUUUAAUACCUUGUAAUCAAGUGUUUUUAUCUCAACAGACCACACAGAGCUAAACAGUAGUUACUGAAUAGGCCCAACCAUGCAGCUUUCUGAAUUUAUUAACAGAAAGUAAACAAUUCACGUGUAUCAGUUACUGCAUUUAAAAGAACUUCCUGUUCCAUUCAGGUACCGUAAUCAAGAUUUGGGUGCAUGUGGUAUCACAGUGAGGUUACACAAAGAAUUAAUUCACUGACACUACCAGAGGUUCAGUUCCUUAACAUCUGGGUUGUCCAAGUGAGAUUCCAGUUGUCAGUUUGACAGUGUGUUGAUGUUCAGACUUGUUAUGCAUGUGUGUUGCAGUUUAUAAGAAUUUUGUGUCAUGCAACAUACUGACCAUCUUGGCUGUUGUAAAUGUUUGAUAAAAUGAAACAACUUUCUUAUUGUGUAUUACUGACUAGAGGAGUGAAAUGCUUUGAAGUCUGUGACCCAUUAUAAUCAGACUUUUUCUAAUCAGAUCAUCAAGCUAAUUCCACUGAUAAUAUAACAGAAAUUAUCACAUAAAGAACAUGCAACAAAAUAUAAUAUUUUAAUAAAAAUAAAUAAUAAAAAAGUGGUUAAUGGAAAAAAUAAUGCCAUAUAUGAUAAUCAUAUUACUUUUAUGAAUUUGUUUAUUUUAGUUGGAUUUUGUAUGUAGAACAAUAAAUCUGGGAGAAUUAUAUCACGAUAUUAUAUUAGUGAGGAAUAUUCAAUUAACAUGUACUUAAUUAUAAAUCAAGCUGCAGGAAGAACAGACAACAGUUUAUAGUAGGAAAAGGAAAUACUCAGUCACUUAUUAAUUUUCUAUCUAGAGUAUUGACAGAAAUAAACAUUUUUAACUGCUGGAUAUGGAUAGCUGCAUAAAGUUUAAGAACAGCCAGUGUCUCCCACACACAUUUUCUUUUGCCCGUGUGAAGCCCCUAAAAUCAGAGUUCUUAAACUCAAGAAUUCAAAUAGCUAAUUUUGCCCUUCAUAACUAAUUCCAUGGACUAAAGAUGUGCUUCCUGCCUUUUAUAGAACCUGAAGGACCAUUUCCAUGUUCACAUAAGCAGAAAAAUGAAACUUCUGACACAGUUGCCUGUGACUUUCUGUUCUUGCACUCCUUAUCUCAAAAAUGUCCCCUAGCAAACCUUAAUAGUUGUUUCUAACACAUUCUCAAGCUGGCUUUCUGUUUUUAGAAAAUAGUUAAUGAAAGUACAGUUUAGAAUCCUGUCUGCAUUUGUUUUCCCUUUAUAAAACAAGAACUUAAGUAUGAAGAUUCUUGCAACCUUUUGGGAUUGCAUGAAGUUACAGAGAAGAAUUCAUAACUUCUUUCAAUUUAUAAUACAGUAUAUUAUACAUAAUUACAUAUUCAAAAUUAUAAAUCAAUUAUGAUAUGAUCUUGCAGUGUUUGCUAGAAACAACUGAUUCCAAGGGUCCUGGCUUUCACAUUAAGGAAUACUGACCUGGCCCAUGGAAUUUUGAGUAGUCAAGCUCCACACGUGGCAAUGACUGUCAGUGUGUCCACUUUGUUUCACAGUUUGAUACUGUUUCAAGCAGCCUGAGUGUGCUGGGAACCCAUGUGACUUAAAGACUGUGUAUACAAGUGAGACCUCUGCAUACUGAAUUAAUUACUGAAACUUGCUGCUUAUACAUUACUGUAUUUAGUAGCAUAAUUUCUCAACUGCUCAGUGAGAAAGCAAUAAUGCAUUUUAUUUCCCCAGCUCUCAUAUAAUUUUGCAGUAUUUAUCCAGCCAAAUUUAUCAUUAAUAAAAACUGCAUGUUUGGGAUCCUUUCCAAUUGCAUCAUCUGGCUUCCUUUCAAGAUUGUGAUUGAAUAGUUGGAAAAAUUUGAAAUGACAAUACCGCAGUGAAAUGAAGUAGAUGUUCUGUUAUAUCGAUACAACAGUUUGGUUAGUUCACUUGUAACACAUUUAACAUAUGCAAUGGAACUCUGGUAAUAUAAACCCAUGUUAAUCUGAAUUCCCGGUAAUCCGAACUGACAUACAGUACCACCUCCAUAAAAGAAAAAUCAGCACAUCAAAAAAUUACAAAUUUAAUCUAAUUAAUCAAAUUAAUAAGAAACAUGAUAUUAUGUGUUAAUGGACCUGCCUCUCUAGGUGAUGAAAGAUGUAACUUGGUUACGGCUUACCUCAAGCCUGGUGUGUAGUUGAAUAUUCCCAGGUUCUGCUCAUUGUUUAUAUGUACCUAUAAAACUAAGCAGUUUGAUAGUCUGAAUUCACCAGUGGUUUAGUUCAGAUUAUUGUGGUUGCAUGGUAUUAGAAAAAGUUUCAUGAUCUUUCUGCUUAUCUCUUUGAGAUACGCUGUACCUUCCUGUUCACCACUAAUGAACAUCAUGAAAUCUCAUUUGUUGCUAAAGAAACCAUGUAUGUGAAACAUUUCAUUGCAAAUAUGUUGGACAUUGUUUUCUGUGUGCAGUUAUUUUACAGUAUGUUUUGAGAAGUGGCUCUACUUCCAUCUUCAGAUGAUUUUUCUUAUACUGACAUAUUUUUAUUUCCUCUUAACCAUUAACAGCAAUGGUUGCUAAUCAUUCAAACCACCUUGGUGGAAUUGUUAUUACCAUAAAAGCUUAGUACUAAAAGGGUUCUGAGUUUGAUCUUGACCCUGCCAUUGAUAUAUGGAAAAUAACCACAAAAUAAUCUGUCAGUAUAAUGAAAACUAAUCUGAGGAGAAAAGAAUAGCCAACUCCAUAAACUAGUAUAUGUUGAACAUACUUCAAACUAUGUCCACCAUAUUUGCUGUGUAAUGAAUCAUCACAUAACCUAAGAUUCCAGGUCCAGAGAACAAAAUUUUAGGAUGAAAGGGCGUGAGACUAUGCAAAUAAGUAUGGUGUUCUUUUUUCAAAAAUAUCUUUGUGUGUACAUCAUGCCUUGAAUAGGCAACUUUAAGAUCUUUGUCACUAUGUGAUGAUGCACUCUCAAAGAUGUUUUAAGUACAGUAUAUUAACAUGAUGGGUUGCUGGUACCCAAAUUAGGAAGGAUACUGAGUAGGAACCAGCAUAAUCGCCUGGUGCAAACAGAGGACCGCCAUGUCACUGCCCAGCAUUUUUUGUAUCACUUAUGUUUUCUGACUUUAUUUAAUAAGUGAGAUUUAAGAUUAUCAUAGCUGUGAAUAUGAAGAAUACUGAAGAACCUGAUGUAUUCAUCUUCAGGACAGAACCCUGAAGACAGAGGCAGCAUGUUCCUCUGAAACAGUUGUAAGUAUUCACCAGACUAAUAGCAUCACUUCCUAAAAGACAGUAAUUGUGAUUUAAUAAUUCGAGGUUAUAUCCUAAUAAUUAUGUUUGACCAUGAUGACACCACUGUCUUUAGUACAGUGUGUUAAUUACUCCAAAUUUUACAUGUUGCUUUGGCCAAUAUUAGUGAUGCUAGGAGUGAAAAAUCAUUAUGUUAGUAAAUGACAUUCACAUUCUCUAAUGUGCUAAUAACAUAUCACACAACUCCCAGUGAUAUGUCUGUCACAUUGCAGAGUAAAAUAUAUUUUCUUAAACAAGCCUGCUCACCCACUCCCAUUCCUAUACCAACUAUACCUCAGUUGCUGCCAUAAUAGUUUCCCCAAUCAUGGUCUGUCUUCCAUUGACAAUUUUUUUUUUGGCAUAAUGUCAAAUGAAGUAAAAAUAUUGUUUCUGUUAUAGCAUCACAAUAAACAGAAGGGUACAAGCUUUAAGUUUAUAGUAAAUGAAGAUGUGAAGGAGUGUGUGAAUGAAUGGUGGAUAUGUGUGAAGUCUCCAGUGGUGCGUGCACUGGAGCCAUCGUGUAUGUUGUAUCAAUGUAACUACACCUCCAGCACUGCACAAAUUAUAUUGUAAUCAAUUUGAAUAUGUACGUUCAUAUCCAAAUAAUAAUUGGGAUAUUCAGCA